AUGGGUGUUUGUGUGACUAAAAUGGAAGCAUAUGAUCAUUUGAAAGUGGUAGGCUUUAUCAAGGGUUAUAAUAAUUGGAUAGCACAUGAAGAACUUUCAAACUACUAUGAAGCCACAUCUAAUUCUGAAAAUACAUCAAUUGGGGUUUCAAAUGGGACUAAUGACAUGCAAGACUUGGUCCAUGAUGUAUUUGGGAUACCACAUGGAACAAAUGAAUUGAAUAGAGAAGGGGACUUUCCUGUUUCAGAGGCUGAAAAAUUUUACAAAUUGAUUGAUGAUUCUCAACAGGAUUUGUACAGUGGUUGCAAAAAUUUCUCGAAGUUGUCUUUCAUUAUUCGUUUGCUUCACCUAAAAUGCCUUGGUAAGAUGAGUAACAAGAUUUUUAAUAUGCUUGUUGAGCUGUUGAGAGAAGCAUUUCCGGAGGCCAUGACUAAUUUGCCUUCUUCUUACUAUGAGGCUGAGAAAUUGAUGAAUACAUUGGGGCUGGGUUAUGAAAAGAUCGAUGCAUGUCCUAAUGAUUGUUCUCUUUAUUGGGGUAGUGCUGAAAAAAGAACUUCAUGCGAAACAUGUAACGAGCUUAGGUGGGUUGCUUCAGAAAAUGAUCCAACUGGUGAAAAAAGAAAAAUCCCUCAAAAAGUAUUGUGGCAUUUUCCUUUAAAAGCUAGAUUACAAAGACUAUUUAUGUCUUCUAAAAUUGCAUCUCAAAUGAGAUGGCAUGAGGAAAAACGUACAAAAGAUGGUUGUAUGAGACAUCCAGCUGAUUCUCCAGCUUGGCAAACUUUUGACCAUCUACAUCCAGAAUUUGCUAAGGAUUGUCGAAAUGUUAGAUUGGGGUUGGCAUCUGACGAGUUUAAUCCAUUCAACAACAUGAGUUCUACACACAGUACUUGGCCUGUGGUUUUAAUACCAUAUAACUUACCUCCGUGGAUGUGUAUGAAGCAACCGUACUUCAUGUUGUCCUUGUUAAUACCCGGACCAUCCUCUCCUGGGAAUAAUAUUGAUGUUUAUCUACAGCCUCUAGUUAAAGAAUUGACCGAAUUGUGGGAUUUUGGCAUUCAAACUUAUGAUGCAUCCCAAAAAGAAAAUUUUCAAUUGCAUGCAGCUCUGUUGUGGACCAUUAGUGAUUUCCCUGGAUAUGCAAUGUUAUCUGGGUGGAGCACUAAAGGUGAAUAUGCUUGUCCUGUUUGUCACAAGUUCACUCAUGCACGACGGUUGACUCAUAGUUUCAAGCAUUGCUAUAUGGGUCAUCAUAGAUUCUUAGAUAGUAAGCAUAAAUUUAGAAAGCAAGCCCAAUUGUUUGAUGGCACCGAAGAAUAUGGAAAGCGACCACCUUUGCAAACUGGGGAUAUGAUUGUGAGUGAAUUGGGAGACUUGCAAAUUAAAUUUGGAAAACUUGUGAAAGGUAAUCCGAAGCUGCCUUUUAAUUGGAAAAAGAGGAGUAUUUUCUUUGACUUGCCAUAUUGGAAAGAUAAUGUCUUAAGACAUAAUCUUGACUUCAUGCACAUUGAGAAGAAUGUUUGUGAAAAUAUUUGGGGGACAUUGCUGGAUAUUGAGGAUAAAGCAAAGGACCAUUAUAAUUCCCGCCGUGAUUUGAGAGAAAUGGGAAUAAGAAAAGAGCUGCAUCCCAUUGAGACAGAACCUGGAAAGGUUUACUUACCUCCAUCUUCCUUUGCAAUGGAUAAAAAACAGAAAACUAUAUACUUCAGGCAGCUUUGUUCUAAAGUUAUUUGUCCUCAAGAUGUGGUUCGUUUGGAAAGUGAAAUUGCCGUUAUACUCUGCGAUCUUGCAACUGAAGUGAAAUUAGGUGGCCUGGUGUAUUAUCGUUGGAUGUAUCCUGUAGAGAGGUACCUAGGAACAUUAAAAUCUUAUGUUCGAAAUAAAAGUAGGCCUGAAGGUUCGAUUGCUCAAGGCUACUUGGCAGAAGAAUGCAUAAACUUUUGCUUGUUGUAUCUUGCGGACUAUGUUGAGACAAAAUUCAAUCGUCCAAGCAGAAAUGAAGAAGUACAUAAGGAAAUUGAAGAGGGUUUAGAUAUAUUCUCUAAAUCAGGACAUCCUUUGGGGAGGGGCAAGGCAACAGUUUUUGAUGCUCAUAUCUUGAGUAAAGCACAUCAGUAUAUUUUAUUUAACUGUGAUGCUGUCACACCUUACAUAGAGCAGCAUCGUAGAUUGAUAGAAGAAUGGCAUCCUCAAGUUCCACAGCAUCUAAAAGAGCGCUUGCACAGCGAAAAUUUUGCUUGUUGGUUUGCUGAACAUAUUGACAAGUUAGAACUUCCUCAAAAUGUUUCGGUGUUGAGAGACUUGAGGUUCCUUGCUAAAGGUCCAGAUGUUGUUGGAAUCCAACAUGACAAGUAUGUUGUUAAUGGAUUUCGGUUUCACACCAAUGAAGUUGAGAAGAAAAGAAAAACGCAGAAUAGUGGUGUUACAGUCAAUGCAACAACAUCCAGUUUUGCAAGUAUAAGGGAUCAAAAUCCAGUUUUGAGUGAACUAGUCUACUUCGGCGUCUUGAAAAAUGUUGUUGAAUUAAUUUAUGGAGGUCAUCGGGUGGUGUUAUUCAAAUGUGAUUGGAUAUCAAAUGGUUCGAGAAUGAAACAAGAUGCUGAUGGGUUUACUGUAGUCAAUUUUGCAAAUGUGAGGCCUCAUGUUGAGCCAUUUAUACUCGCUUCACAAGCAUCACAGGUUUUUUAUGUGGAAGAUCCAACUGAUAAGGAUUGGCAAGUUGUUAUCUCUACCACUGCAAGAGGUGGAUAUAACAUGGGCACAACCAUGGAUGUUGAGACAUAUUUGCAAAGUGAUGUUGGCAAUCCUGUUGUUGAGAAUGAAAAUGAGGAAAUUAGUUGGGUUCGUGAGGAUGGACUUGGGAUUGAAGUUGAUUUGUCCCAAUAUAAUCUGAUUUAG
This is a messenger RNA of Coffea eugenioides, 2895 nucleotides long. RefSeq lists its product as uncharacterized. The transcript has 5 exons. Bases 1 to 2895 code for a protein of 964 amino acids. The record is from RefSeq and is a predicted model, not a curated record. NCBI's taxonomy places the organism in Eukaryota, Viridiplantae, Streptophyta, Magnoliopsida, Gentianales, Rubiaceae.